GAUGGACAUGAGUUUGAGUAAACUCCGGGACUUGGUGAUGGACAGGGAGGCCUGGCGUGCUUCGGUUCAUGGGGUUGCAAAGUGUUGGACAUGACUGAGCGACUGAACUGAACUGAACUAAACAAGUUAAUCUUGUAUAAACAAGUACUAAUUGUUUUAAAUGAGGAUGAAUAUCUGUGCUAGGUUUUAUCUUGGGCUCCUUGGAAUUUCCUAGCUUUAGGACUGUUCUUUGUUACAACUUGCCCCUGUUUCACACAGGAGUUUAUUUAUAAUUGAGGUGACUUAGGAUUGGACUGGUCGCCAGGAAGUAAGGAGAAUAGAAGGUUAAAUUCUCAGCCCCAUGUGGAAGUUCCCAAGAAUCAGAGGGGAACUGGAGACCAUGUAUAAAAAUUGCUGAGGAAUAAAAUUCAAGGAGCCUCAAGAUCACUGAACACCUUGAAACAAUGGAAGUCUUGGGAGGGUGGCUGUACUGAAAGGGCCUGAAAACCCCUGCUGCCCUCCACUUCCACUACCUAGACAUAGACAUCCCUUCCAUUGGGCUGUUCUAAGUUGUAUCCAUUACAGUAAGCCAGCAGUAAGAAAAGUGUUUUCCUAAUUUUCAUGGGUUAUUUUUAUCAAAUUAUCAAUACUGACAGGUUCAGGGAAAUCCCUGAAUUUGUAGCCAGUGGGACAGAAGUACUGGUAGCUUGGGGACCAGGGAUUGGAACUGGCUUCUCAGAAGAGGUCAAUUUAUGGGACUGAGCUCUUAAACCUAUGGUCACGAAUUUCAGGGAGUAUAAUAAUAGGAGUGAAUUCUGUCAUGAAAUCAAAUAAUUGGUAGUGGAAAAGAGAUACUUUGUCUCAGAAAGCCUUGAAAGACAUGUAAGGAAAUCCUGAUUUAAAAAAAAAAAACAUUUAUAGAAAUCUUAAUCCUGUGUUAUGUAAUAGUGAAUCUUAGCGUGGGAGAGGUUAAUAAUGCAUUUGAUGUUUACACAACAUUAGGAGGUAGACAUCUUAAGUGUUACCCUUUUACACCUGGGCUUCCCUGGUGGCUCAGAGGGUAAAAAGCCUCUGCCUGCAAUGCAGAAGACCCAGGUUUGAUCCCUGGGUUGGGAAGAUCCCCUGGAAAAGGAAAUGACAACCCACUCUAGUACUCUCGCCUGGAAAAUCCCAUGGAUGGAGAAGCCUGGUAGUCCAUGGAGUCGGACACAACAGAGCGACUUCACUUCACUUCACUUUUACACCUGAAGACACUGAGACUCAAGGAGGUUGAGUCUUUAUCAAAGGCUAUCAGAGUUGUCAGGUUAUAGCUCUGAGUCAGAGGUCAGCCUGAGGUGACUCAUCUUCAGGAAAGGACACAGCUCCACCUUUCCAUCCUCACCAAGAUAACCUUGAUCUCAGAUCCUCCCUCUUUUCACAGGUUCCCAUGGUAGCAGCAGCCUUUAUGGUCCCUGGACAGGUAAGUGGAGGAAGCCCCAGUACCUCUCCCGAUGUCAUCCCACCCCUAGUAUUGACACACAGAUACAAGAGACACAGUUAUCCUGGGCUUGUUGGGCUUUAGUUCUAGCCCUGGGGUCACCUAAGGUGCAGGACCUGUGAAGUGGUACUGAGGUGGUCUCAUGUGUCCAGUGGAGAAGAUGAGGUGGUGAGAUGUUCCUGGGACUGGAGCCAGCCUGUCCGUGUGCCUGGAGGGCCAUGUGACCUUUGAGGACGUGGCAGUGUCCUUCUCCCAGGAGGAGUGGGGGCUCCUCGGCGAGGCUCAGAGACUCCUGUACUAUGACGUCAUGCUGGAGAACCUGUCCCUGGUAGCCUCCCUGGGGUGUUGGCGUGGAGGAGAUACCGAAGAGGCCAGUUCUGAACAAUGUGUUUCUGCAGAACAAGUGACACGAGACAGGAAUCCACAGGUGGACCCAUGUAUCCUGAAGGCUGUCACUUCCACUGACAUGUGUGCCCUGAUGGAGAAAACCCUGCCCUCUUCUGGGGCUUCUGGGAAAAUGCUCACUUCUCACUUGCAGCAGCACCAAACACAGCUCAGUGGAGAGAAACGUCUCAGGAGGGAUGAGAACGGGGCCUUGCUCGUGACGAGCUGCAAGAUCUUUGUACCUGACACUGUGUUCACAUGUGGAGAGGCUGAGGAGGAUUUCCUCGGUAGCCUGGGCUUUCUCCAGCACCAGCCCCCCCACGCUGGAGAGCAUCCACACAGAAGCAGGCAGAGCAGGGGGGGCUCUCACCCUGGGCAAGGGCAUUACAAGUGCAGCGAAUGUGGCAAAGCCUUCAGUAAGAAGUACAAAUUCACAGAGCAUCUGAGAGUUCACACUGGAGAAAAACCAUAUAAGUGCAAUGACUGCGGGAAAUUCUUUAGACUCCGAGGGGGUCUCUCUCAUCAUCGGAGAGUUCACACAGGAGAAAAGCCUUUCGAUUGCAGUAAAUGUGGGAAAGUCUUCAUCUACAAAUGUAAGCUUGUUCAGCACCAAAGAGUCCACACUGGAGAAAGACCCUAUGAGUGUCAGGAAUGUGGGAAAGCAUAUGCCCGCAAGGAUUCACUUGUCCAGCACCAAAAAGUCCACACUGGAGAGAAGCCUCAUAAGUGCAGUGAAUGUGGGAAGCUCUUCCUGUACAGAAAUAAACUCCUUGUGCACCAGAGAAUCCACACUGGAGAAAAGCCUUUUAAGUGCACCGAAUGUGGGAAAUCCUUUAGUUACAAAACAAGUCUUAUUAUCCACCAGAGAACUCACACUGGAGAAAGGCCUUAUAUGUGUGGUGAGUGUGGGAAAGCCUAUGUCAACAAAAAGAGUCUUAUUGUCCACCAGAGAAUCCACAGUGGAGAAAAAGUUUAUGCCUGUAAGAAAUGUGGGAAUUUGUUUGUGAGCAGCUUCGCCCUCAACAAACACCAGAAUGUUCACACCUCACAGAGGCAUUAUGAGUGCAGUGAAUGUGGGAAAGGGUUCAAGAGGAAAAUCACACUCGAUGAGCACCAGAGAAUCCACACUGGAGAAAGACCCUAUGUGUGCAAUGAAUGUGGGAAAGCCUUCAAGCUGAAGAACACACUAAUUAGCCACCAAAACGUCCACACUAGAGCAAAGCCUUUCCAGUGCAGUGAAUGUGGGAAGCCCUACAGUAACAAAACAAGUCUUAUUGUCCAUCAGAGGAUCCACACUGGAGUGAAGCCUUUUCAGUGCAAUGAGUGUGGGAAGCCUUACAGUUACAAAACAAGUCUAAUUGUCCACCAGAGAACCCACAGUGGAGAAAGGCCUUAUGCGUGUAGUUCUUUGUACACAGCUCCAAGGUCAUGAUCUAAUAUGUGUGUGUGUGUGUGUGUGUGCGUGCGCGUGUUCAGUCGCUCUAUCAUGUCCAACUCUUUGCAACCUUCUGAACUAUAGCCUGCUAGGCUCCUCUGUCCAUGGGACUCUCCAGGCAAGACUACUGGGUUGGGUUGCCAUUUCCUACUCCAGGGGAUCUUCCCGCCCAAGGGAUCAAACCCAUGUCUCUUGCAUUGGCAGGUGGACCCUUUACCACUGCGCCACCAAUGUUCACACUGGAGAAAUGCCUUCUGGACUCAUGCUUUCCUUCACUUGAGUUAAUAUCUAGUAGCACAACUCCUCGUCAUAGAGUAAGUGAAUGUUAAACUCAUGUAGGGUCAGUCCAACUCUUCCCAAAAGUGGUGGUGUCCUUUUAUAGUCUCAUCAGAAGCACCACAAGCCAAGUUCCUGUUCUUUACAUUCUUACUUGGUAUGUUCAGGCUUUCCAAUUUUAGUGACACCAUAGUUGUAUAGUGGGCCCAAGUGAUUUUAAUUUGCAUUUCUCUAAUGAUAUGAUGCCAAGUGGUCUUCCAUGUGUUAAUUUCCAACCACAUAUCAUUCUUGAAAUUUCUGUUCAUAUAACUUGUUCUAAUUACUGAGUUUUGACGUUUUGUCAUUGCUUACUGAUUAAGGUACUCUAAUGGAAAUACUUAGCAAUACAAUCUUCCAGAUUUGGUUUAGUCUUUUCAAUCACUUAAUCCAGAGAAAAAGUUUUUAAUUUUAUUGUAGCCUAAUUUGUUCAUUUAUUCUCUUUACUUUUUCCCUUGCUUCCUCCUGUAACUUUUAUGGUUUGAGGUUUUUACUGAUGUAAGUGAAUCAUUUUCAGUUAAUUGUGGGGUUUAAUUUUUAAAAUAUGGACACCCAGUUUCUGCCAUAAUAGUGAUUUAAAGAUCAUACCUUUCCCCCUGAAUUGCUUUAGUACUUCAUUGAAGGUCAAUCAUUUAUGUAUGUUUAUUUUUGGAAUUUCUAUUCUGUUGCAUUUAUCUACUUUAUUUAUGCCAGUAUUUUCACGUAUUGACUAAUUUGUUUUCAUAAUAUGUCUUGAAAUCAACAUUGUGUACUCCUUUGACUUCCUUUUUUUUUUUCUUCAAAGUCAUCAUAGCCGUUCUUGGAUCUUUGCUUUUCAUAUGAAGUUUAGAAUCCACCUUCUAGUUUAUACAGUACAAAAAUCCUACUAGGAGUUUGAGUGGGAUUGCAUUGAUUUGUUUUUAUUUUUUAUUUUUGGCCAUGUUGUGUGGCUUACAGGAUCUAGAGUCCCUCAAUCCAGGCCAUGGAAGUGAAAACACAAGCGUUAUAACCAGUGGACCACCAGGACAUUUCCUUAAUUUUCAAUUUAGGAAGAAAUACUGAGUAUCCCAAUCCAUAAACAUACAUCUCCUUUUAUUUAGAUCUUAAUUUUUGUUAACAUUGUUUUUAGAUUUCUUUUUAUUGGUCUUGCAUAUGCGUUUUCUAAAUCUGGUAAUACUGUGAAUGGGAACUAAUUUUUUUUUUCCUUUGUGAAUUGUUCAGUGCUAGUACACUGAGAGAGAUCAAACUGCAGAUAGAAGCAGUCCUUCUUAAUCAUUUUAUAAAUAACAUCUACAAAAAGUUAUUAUAAAUACUGUAUUUUUGAACCAUUAUUAAAGUAUUCCUUUUAGCAUAAAAGAAGAACAGCUGCUCAUUGUUCUCAAUUCAGCAUUAUCCUGGAGUUCCAAUUUCAUUAUAAGGCAAAAUAAUAAAUAUGAAGCAAUUGGAAAGGAGGAAAUAAACCAUCUAUAUAUAGUAGGUCCUUAGUUUUCAUCUUCACUAGUAGUCCAAAUAUGGACACUCAAUUUAAUGGCCAGACUCAUCAUAAACUCCUUAUUUUUUUAUCACCCAUUUGCUGCCCUUACUUCCUUAGGAACCAUCACCUUCUAUGACACUAUGCAACUUAAACAGAAGAACUGCUUAUGUAUUUUUCUAUCAAAUACUAAGUUCCAGCAGGGAAAUAUGUAUUUAAAUGUUGUGCACUGACAUAUUCCAUAUUCCUAGAAACAUGUCUGAAACUCCUGGGAUAAUAAAUGUCUUGAAAUAUAGAACAAAAGGAAAAUACACACUUAACAUUCAUUUGCACAACUGUGGAUAUACCUUCUAAUUCUCCUCACUCUGCUUUUUCCUUCAAUUUCCCUGCCCUCAGUGCUCUGAGCUAUGGGAAGAAGUCAUGUUUUGCAAAAAGUCUUUAAAUCAAUUAAAAAAAUCCCCAAUAGGCAUUUUCCUUCCCUCACUUAUUAGAACUCAGGGGUUUUUUUUCCCCAUACAUUCCAGUGGGAUUUUGAUUAUUUAAAAAACCAGCUUCCCACCAUCAAUUUCUUCCACUCCUGACAGAUAUCUAUCAUAUGAAGCACUUUCCAUAGCUCUUGGUAGCUACACAGCCCCAAAUAUUUUUCAGAGUUUGUCUCCACACCCUACACAAAUAACUGUUGGUGCACUUACAGGUGAUCACUUUGCCAGGAGCAGAUGACAUCAUGGGGGGUCUAAGCCUUUAUCUCAGGCUUAUAUGUCCUCACUGCAGACGCACAGAGGUUGCGAUGGCAGACCUUGUCCUGGGAGCAAAUACACAUUUGGUAAGUAUCUCUUCAUUUCAGGUAUCUGAUUCUUAGAAAAUGUUUAUCUCAGGGAACCCAAGAUUAACUGUUCUUUCAAUUUUACUUACCAAGGUUAGGACAAUAAAAAAGGAAACGCCUUAGAUAGAUCAUAUCUAUGGAUACAUAUAGAUACAGACAAGAACAAACCCAUAAAAACAGGAAAGGCAUUUGCUGAGGAAACCAGAGGCAAGUUGGCCCUCAUCAAUGUGCUUCAGGAGUGCCUGACACCUCCUCCCUCUCCUCUAGAUAAGGUGACAGUGAAAAUGUUAGUUGCUCAAUUGUG
Messenger RNA from Cervus elaphus (red deer), 6164 nucleotides. Its product is annotated as zinc finger protein OZF-like. The record is from RefSeq and is a predicted model, not a curated record. The coding region runs from base 1764 to 3272 and encodes 502 amino acids. Gene Ontology annotation, molecular function: DNA-binding transcription factor activity, RNA polymerase II-specific; RNA polymerase II cis-regulatory region sequence-specific DNA binding. Gene Ontology annotation, biological process: regulation of transcription by RNA polymerase II. The transcript has 3 exons. Gene Ontology annotation, cellular component: nucleus. NCBI's taxonomy places the organism in Eukaryota, Metazoa, Chordata, Mammalia, Artiodactyla, Cervidae.